CGGCACCCAGCGGCAGCCAUUUCCAACGAGCUGGCGGGGGCGGAAAGAUGGCGACGCCCGUCGGGUGGUCGCAGGGGGCGUCAGGGUCGGUGUGUCUCGCCUUCGAUCAACUGCGGGACGUGAUUGAGUCUCAGGAGGAACUGAUCCACCAGCUGAGGAACGUGAUGGUUCUCCAGGACGAAAAUUUUGUCAGUAAAGAAGAGUUCCAGGCAGUGGAGAAGAAGCUGGUGGAAGAGAAAGCUGCCCAUGCGAAGACCAAGCUCCUCCUGGUCAAGGAAGAGGAGAAGUUGCAGUUUGCCCUCGGAGAGGUAGAAGUGCUGUCUAAACAGCUGGAGAAAGAGAAGUUGGCCUUUGAAAAGGCACUCUCCACUGUCAAGAGCAGAGCCCUGCAGGAAUCCAGCAAGAAGGACCAGCUCAUCACCAAGUGCAAUGAAAUUGAGUCUCACAUUAUAAAGCAAGAAGAUAUACUUAAUGGCAAAGAGAAUGAGAUUAAGGAGUUGCAGCAAGUUAUCAGCCAGCAGAAACAGAUCUUCAGCCCACGCCCAGCCAGCUCCGUUGCAGGAAUCACAUGUCUGACUUCCGGAUCCAGAAGCAGCAGGAGAACUACAUGACCCAGGUGUUGGACCAGAAGCAUAAGAAAACCUCGGGGACACGUCAGGCCCGGAGCCAGCGGCGUCCUAGGGAAAAAUAAAAUGGUCGUCGCCUUCCUGCUCUCUGGCUGUAA
Molecule: messenger RNA, 724 nt
Organism: Equus caballus (horse)
Lineage: Eukaryota; Metazoa; Chordata; Mammalia; Perissodactyla; Equidae
Gene: SPATA24
Product: spermatogenesis associated 24
Cellular component (GO): cytoplasm; nucleus
Molecular function (GO): DNA binding
Source: RefSeq, a predicted model, not a curated record